Daphnia carinata is the source of this 1047-nucleotide messenger RNA. It is a transcript of the gene bonsai, whose product is annotated as small ribosomal subunit protein uS15m-like. Gene Ontology annotation, cellular component: ribosome. Gene Ontology annotation, molecular function: structural constituent of ribosome. The transcript is spliced from 6 exons. Gene Ontology annotation, biological process: translation. The record is from RefSeq and is a predicted model, not a curated record. Lineage: Eukaryota; Metazoa; Arthropoda; Branchiopoda; Diplostraca; Daphniidae. Bases 82 to 876 code for a protein of 264 amino acids.
AUAGUGUCGUCUGCUCCUGUGAUGGUAGUUCACCAAAUGGUGUUUCAGUAAAAAGACUUACAAAAUUUUUCUACAUAAAUCAUGUAUAACAGAAUAUUUACAGUCGUAAAACCUUCCAUGGUUGAUGCAAUUGUUCACAAACAUAGUUCUCUGAUGUGCCCAAAAAUAUUAGCAAUUGUACAGAUGAGGACGUACAAAGAAAUCAAUAUAGAAUGGAUUCCACCACCAAAGGUUUCUUGCCUAGACCCUUCAAAAAGUGGAGACAGAGGAGAAAUGCCCAAAUUGGAUUUAAGACGUCCUCAAUUUAAAUUUUCACGAAACAAGCCGGAAGCUCAGUUCACAGACCGUAAAGAUAUCUCUUCUGAUGUUAAAAAAGUAACUUCCCUUGAAUUUGCUCCACUGAGCAAGCAAGUUCAGGUCAUUAAGCAUGACGUGCUUGGAAACAUUCAGAGGCAUACGUUUGAUUGUGCAUCUCUAGAAUCUGCAAUUGCUUGCCUUACAAUCAAAAUCCGAAAUCAACAGCGCCAUACGAAAACUUGCAAGAGAGACGUCAUGUCUCGGGUCAUCUGCAAAGAGAAUAUCGAAUGUCGAAAUUCCCUCCUAAAACACCUUAGGAAAGCUGAUUACAAACGAUUUGAAUGGCUGCUGGAAAAACUUGACCUCGUCUAUCAUCCACAUCCCGAGACCAUCGUUCCGGUCACCAGGAAAGGUUCCAUCAUGAAAUUAACGACAAUGUACUGUGAGCGAAUGCGCAAUGAGCGUCUCGAAGCGUACAAGGAGGAACUCGAGAAAGAAAAAGUUAAGUUUGCGAAGGAAAAAGCAGAACUAGAAAAAUGGAUCGAAGAAGAAGAAAAACAACUAGGCUUGAGAAAUUGAAUAUUGAUCCCAAGUAUUUUGGUCGACAUAACAACUAUAUUAAUCGUGGCUGUACAAGUGCACAAGAUAUUAGUGAGACGGAAUCAGCAUGUAACACAAUAUGUACAUUUUUUUUUCUUUCUUCAUGGAAUGAUUUCUAAUCUUCCACAAAAGGAACACCAGUAACAUUUA